GGCGGAUAUUCUGAACAGAGAACAGUACGCCCAGAGUUUUAAACGAAGAGGACUUGUUGAAGUGAAUUAAUCAUGAGUAUGGAAGAUUAUGUCAAGAUUGAGAAGAUUGGAGAAGGUACAUAUGGUGUGGUGUACAAGGGUAGAAACAAAAAAACUGGUAAAUUAGUCGCCUUGAAAAAAAUUCGGUUAGAGAGUGAAGAAGAAGGCGUGCCCAGCACUGCCAUCAGGGAAAUAUCGUUAUUAAAAGAACUACAGCAUCCAAACAUUGUCAGUUUGCAGGAUGUGUUAAUGCAAGAAGCCAAAUUAUACUUAGUUUUUGAAUUUCUUACGAUGGAUUUAAAGAAGUACAUGGAUAAUAUACCCUCAGGAAAAUUAAUGGAUACAGGAUUAGUGAAGAGCUAUCUUUAUCAAAUAUGUCAGGGCAUUGUGUUCUGUCAUGCAAGGAGAGUUGUUCACCGAGAUAUGAAACCACAGAAUUUACUUAUAGACAGUAAAGGUCUCAUCAAAUUAGCUGACUUUGGUCUGGCCAGGGCAUUUGGAAUUCCAGUUAGGGUCUACACGCAUGAGGUUGUGACGUUGUGGUACAGAGCACCCGAAGUUCUUCUUGGUUCGCCUCGGUACUCCACUCCAGUCGACGUGUGGAGUAUUGGUUGUAUAUUCUCAGAAAUGGCAACAAAAAGACCCCUCUUUCAUGGUGAUUCAGAAAUAGAUCAAUUAUUCAGAAUAUUUAGAACAUUAGGCACGCCCAAUGAUGAGAUAUGGCCUGGUGUGAGUUCACUUCCUGAUUACAAACCCACCUUUCCAAACUGGAGCCCCGGACAACUGCCAGCUGCAAUUAAGAAUAUAGACGAUGAUGGUGUGGAUCUUUUAAAGAAAAUGCUCGUCUAUGACCCAGCCUACCGCAUAUCUGCCAAGACAGCACUCAACCAUCCAUACUUUGAAGACCUUGACAAAAGUGCUCUGCCAGCCUCAAAUAUUUAAUGAGUCUCUUCAACAGUAGAAAGAAACCAGUAAAUAGACUCGCAUCCUAAUGUUACGAAACAUUCUGUAUUACUUACUGAAUUUUUAAGCCACAUAACAUAUGGCAUGUCUCCUGUAAGCAACAACAUUGUUGUAAAAAAUCUUUUGAAGUGGUUAUAUUUAUUAUUGCUUUUUCACAAUCCUGCAGUGUAAAGAAUCUGCCCAUUCCUGUGAAUAGGUUUAAUCAGGGGUGAAAAUAGGUGCUGGAGCUUGUGGAAAAUUAAUGUAACAGAGUAAAGUUACAUUUCCUGUUUUUUUGUGUGUGAAAUUUUUGUAUUAGUUUAUGUUUCUUUCAAAUAUCUAUCGUCUUACAACAUAUGUUAUAUUCUUUCUAGUAUUUUUCAUUUAGAGGUAGUUUAUGUAUAUUCUUAUUUUUGUUGCCUAAUAAUGUGCUUCAAUUAAUUCUUACAAUUAAAUGUAAAACUUGAUUUUAAUGGAUACUGGGAGUCUUGUAUUGAUAUGUACUGUAUCGGUAUACUGCUAGUUCUUUUUCCGGCACCUAAUUUACUGGUGUAUGUUGCAGUGAAACAGAAUUUGAUAGUUUAACAGCAGAAAAAUGCCUUGAUAUAACUUUUAAAGCUAGAACUGUAAUAGUUCAAAGGCUUAUUCAGCUCAUUUUAAAAACUUGCAAAUAGCUGAGAAUUAGUUUAUCAAAAUAAUUCAAUGAUGUAAAUUUAUAAAAUUAUAUAUUUGUAUUAAAUUUAUGUUUCAGGUGAUCUACUUGUCAUUACUUAAAGUAGAAUAUUUCCUUGUAUUUUUCAAUCAUUUUUUUUUUAUGAUAAAUCAGACCAGACAAAAUGUAUGAAAAACAGAUUUUUUCACUGAUUAAUUUCUCCAGUUGAACAGUAACCAUAUUUUGUUUGGUCCCUGGGCCUAUUCCUUCACAAUUGGGUGAUUACAGCUCAAAUUUAGACACAAACUUAUCGUGUCUGUUAUUGAUAUGCAAUGAUUAGUUGUGAUAACAUUUGAAAAGCUGAAAAUGAUUAAGUGUGCAUAUUUGUCCCAUCAAAUUUAAGAUGUAUAGUUUUGUACAUGUCAGAUAUGAAUCCAGAAGCUAAUGCUUAUGAUUUUUUAACAUUAAAUUGAUUGACCUCUUGUAUCUGUCCAUAUUGAGAAGAGCAUUAAUUAAAACGAAAUGGCCACUGCCCCAUCAUUUUGAAUUGGGUCAAACCAGUGUUGUAUAAUAAAGAGGAGCAUGUCUGAGAUAUGGCUCUAUAACCGCAUUAAUUGAAACUAAA
Saccoglossus kowalevskii is the source of this 2258-nucleotide messenger RNA. RefSeq names its product cyclin-dependent kinase 1-like. NCBI's taxonomy places the organism in Eukaryota, Metazoa, Hemichordata, Enteropneusta, Harrimaniidae. The record is from RefSeq and is a predicted model, not a curated record. Gene Ontology annotation, biological process: protein phosphorylation; mitotic G2 DNA damage checkpoint signaling; G2/M transition of mitotic cell cycle. Gene Ontology annotation, molecular function: cyclin-dependent protein serine/threonine kinase activity; ATP binding. Gene Ontology annotation, cellular component: nucleus.